AUGCAGCAAGCAGCUGCACAACAACCGGCAAGUCAGCCGGCGGCGGCGAGGGAUGCGCCGCCGAAGCAGGUAGCGCAGGCGUUGGAGCAGCUGGGGCAGGCGGGGAGGCUGAUCGCUGACGUGCGGCUUGGCGCGGAUCGGCUGCUGGAAGCCUUGUUCUUCGUGGGGGAUAAACCUCACCACCAGCACUCGGCCAAGUGUUUGAAUUUAUUUCUUAAAGAAGAGUCCUUAAUGCGCCACCAUCUCCAGAGCCUCCGCGCCAUAGGAAGACAGCUAGAGGAGUCCGGCGUUCUAAAUGAUUCCCUCCGCUCACGGAGUAAUUCGUGGGGCCUACACAUGCCUCUCGUUUGUCCAGAUGGAGCUGUGGUUGCGUACGCGUGGAAGCGCCAACUUGCUGGCCAGGCUGGUGCAUCUGCAGUUGAUAGGACCAGACUGGCACUCAAGGCAUUUACGGACCAGAAAAGGCGGUUUUUCCCACACCUUUCGGAUGAUUCUGUACUAGGACCAGCUGCAAAGAAACACUGCACACCUCUGCCGAUAUCUCAUGAAGAGAUGAGUGAGCCAAAAACGCUGAGCGACAUUUUAUCAAACCUCGAGAAAGAGGUUUUCAAUCUGAAAACAUUUACUUACCAGCGUAUGGAUUGGCUUGAACGCGCAUCAUCUUUGGCUUCGGGUGCAGAUGAGGGCACCACAGAUCCAUCAAAAGGUCAGAGUACCUUUUCAAGCACAAGCAAGUGGGGACAGAGUUCAGUGAGCUCUCAUGGUGGAGAUAAGUCUGCCGUGAUCGAGUUGCUUCUGCCUUGUGUCUUUAGGGCGAUUAUAUCGCUACACACGGCGGGCUCCAUGGUUCCCGAUGCAGUAGCUUUCUUUUCGCCUGAUGAGGGUGGCAGCUAUCUACAUGCACGGGGUUUUUCAUCUCACCACGUAUAUAAGCAUAUAUCGGAGCAUGCUUCUAUGGCUCUGCAGUACUUUGUUUUUGCGACUCCAGAAAGAGCAUUGCAUUCGCUGCUGCACUGGGUUUGCACUUACCAAACAUUGUUCAUGGAAGCAUGCAGCAAGUGCAGCAAGCUUCUGUCAAUGGACAAACAAUCAGGUUUAGUGUUACCUCCUGUGAAGCGCCCCUUCCGUAAUUUCACUGCUAGUAAAAGUUCGCCAAAAGGCCCCUCUGCCACAAAUGGCAGCCUCAAUCUAAUACCGGCUUUUCACAUUAGCUGCCUCUCAGAGGAAUGA
This is a messenger RNA of Striga hermonthica, 1230 nucleotides long. NCBI's taxonomy places the organism in Eukaryota, Viridiplantae, Streptophyta, Magnoliopsida, Lamiales, Orobanchaceae. The record is from the annotation of a GenBank genome assembly.